Molecule: messenger RNA, 4267 nt
Organism: Porites lobata
Lineage: Eukaryota; Metazoa; Cnidaria; Anthozoa; Scleractinia; Poritidae
Source: the annotation of a GenBank genome assembly
AUGAGGGUUUGUUAUUUAACAAUUCUUGGUGCUGUGUGCUUGGUGUUGAUGUUCCCGGUUGGAAAAGGGUAAGAUAUAAAAAAAACUGUAUACCAUGAGGUUACUUUAGUAUUAAAAGUACUUUAGUUUUAGCUGGGGCUUUUUCAGUUGGGGAGCCGUCCCACGUUUUAAAAUCUUGUUUCUGGUUAGCUCCCCAAAUUUCACAGUUAUAGAAUGGUAUAGGGGUGGUCAUGGUGUCGAAUAUUUUACAAGCCAAGGAAGGUUUUAAUCUACUAAUGCCUGCGUUUUUUCACAAAUCAAAAAGAGCGAGAAGGGCUUUCUCUCUCAAGUGUUCGAGAGACACAUUACAAUUACCAGUUGAGGAGGUUCGGGUUCCUAAAUAUCUGUUUUCGUGUACAAUAUCAAUGGUCUGUUUCCGUUUGUAGAAUUCUAAGUCUAAGUUUUUCUUUACGCGUUUUUUAAAGCUCGUAAUCUUGGUCUUUUUAGAAUUGAUAUCUAACAUCCAAGAACUUCCAAAAGAACACGAGGUGUUUAGACAAUUUUGCAAACCUACUUUAGAUCGGGAUAAAAUAAUCAGGCCAUCAGCGUAUAAAACAGAAUUUAAAAUUUGGUACCGUUUGGAAGAAUGAUGGGAUAUGAUGAAGUAUUUUGAAGUGGAUAUGGUUAGUCGUUAAUAUAUAAUAAGUUUGAAAAGCAAGAGGCUUAAGAUGCAACCCAGGCGUACACCUCUCAAGCAAUGGAAGGAUCUGGUUUGACUCCUACCAAUUUUUAGGGUGCAUGAGGAGUCUGAAUAUAGGUUCUGAAUUAGCUUAUAGAAACAUCCUCCUACACGGAUUUGCAGUAAUUUAUGUAAGAAUUCUUCAUGCCAGAAGGAGUCAAAGGCCCUUUUGAAAUCAGUAAAACAAGCGUAUAUUUUUUCACGAGGACCAUGCACUAGCCUCCCACGCAGGCGUUUUUGGGGGAGCUCGUUUUUCAUCCCUCCCCACAAACGCCCGAUCAAACGCAACCGAAGACAACAUUCCAUUCCAACGCUUAGCCAAUCACAUUGUACUUUCUAAAUUCUGGAAAGUUGACCUUGACCGCAAGGUAAUCUGAUAAUUACUCGAUCUGCAUGAAACACCGGAAAAAUUUUCUAACCUUCAAUAAAUGUUAGAUUGAGAGCGGCAAAAAUAAGAUUUAAUCAAAUUUUAGAAUACUCCCUGCACUUCGUAACCUUCACGAAGGAAAGAAAAGAAGGAAAACGGUAAAUGUAGGGUCACGUUUUAGUCGCGUUUAGCCUGUCAACACUUUAUUGCACAACUGUUUAUUGGUCACUUACCACGCAAAUAAAACAAUGGAAACGGAUUGCUGUCUUCGGUUGAGCAGGCGUUUGUGUAGCCUGCGUGGGGAGGGAUGAAAAACGAGCUCCCUUAAGAACGCUUGUUUGGGAGGCUAACCAUGCACGUACUUGUCCACAAUCGUUCGUAAGGUUAGGACAUGCCAGUCUGAUGUUCGAUUUUGCUGGCAAGAAACCGAUUUGAGAUUUAUGAAGUACGUUCAGCAAAACGGCAUGUCCAAAUAGUCUUUGAAAGAAAUUAAGGACUUUAAAACUUCAGGCUUCUUACCAAUUGCAUAAGUUGCGUUCACAACUGCGAGGAUUAUUCUUCAUUUGAGUAUUUAGAAUAUUUGUUGCUUCCGUUGUGUUGUGUUAUUGUUAUUCAAAAGGUAAAAUUUGGAGUUUUUGAGAAGUUUGAAUAUCAAAUGAGUUUUAAAACGUUUCAAAAUAAAAGUACUGACUAAAGGCACUUCCCAUUCAACCCAAAUUCUGGCGAAAUCAAAUGGAACGGACAAUUACAGUUCGACCCGACCGGAAUAUUUGGGUUCAUCUGUGAAGGUAGUGCGAAGACCGGUCUGGACAUUUCGGCCAGACCGACCGAAAUGUCCCUUUCCUUUUUACAAAACUCUUGUCCCCAGUAUCGUUUUUGUAUCCUGCUUACAAGAGCAAUAACCAAACGCUCGGUGGUGGUUUGGGUCGGAAGUGUACAACCGGGAUGUUCCGAUCCAUUAAGCUCAUGGAAUUUCCGAAAUUUCAACUGACCGGAAUUUUUGUUGAAUCGAAAGCGCCCUAAAGCUUAAAUGUUAUGUUUGGUUUUCUUAGGCAACACAAGUUAACCAGAGACUUGAGCGGUGAUCAUCCCCGAGAUAUGGACGCUGAUUUUCCUCGGGUUAUGGACGCUGCCCAGUAUCCCCAUGAUAUGGACGCUGCCCAGCAUGCCCACGAUACGGACGCUGCCCAAUAUGCCCAUGAUAUGGACGCUGCCCAGUAUCCCCAUGAUAUGGACGCUGCCCAGUAUCCCCAUGAUAUGGACGCUGCCCAGUAUCCCCAUGAUAUGGACGCUGCCCAAUAUCUCCAUGAUAUGGACGCCGCCCAGUAUCCCCAUGAUAUGGACGCUGCCCAAUAUGCCCAUGAUAUGGACGCCGCCCAGUAUACCCGUGAUAUGCCCCGAGACAGGAAUGCACGGCAGUCUGGAGGUGUAAAUGUUGGUGUCGGAGACAAAGACAACGGUGUAAAUGUCGGCGUGGAUAAGGAAGGAGGUGUCGGUGUUGGCGUUGGAGUCGGAGGCAAGAAGGUUGGUGUUGACGUGGGCAAAAAUGGCCUGAAACUAAAUAUUCCCUGGUAAGUAUAUUGGUUUUUUUAAAAUUCAAUAAAUGCAAAAAUUUUGUACCAUAAACUGCGUUGAACGGUUUCAAAAUCUCUUAUACAGAUGAAAUCAUUCUUGCACUAAUAUUUAGAUUUGGUGACAGUCUUUUGGUCUAGAAAAUUGGACGUAAAGUUUAGCCGUGUCUUUAUGAGGUAUAAAGACACCCGAUAAACAUUAAUUUCUUUUGUUUUUUUUCUUUAUGAAUAAUUAACGCGUUUUUGAAGACUUGGAUAUAUAAACGGAGGGGCUUUUAUCCGAUGGGGCUUAUUACCGGACUUCGAAACAAGAUAUACAUACUAUACUGUGCCCACUAAGUUAAAUAGGUUUUGCAUUUAUAUUGGUUUCCAAUUAAGCCUCAAAAUGUCAUAACAAAUCGAAUUCAUUUCAAUCUAUUUGGAGGGAGGCUUUUAAAAAUCCGAGGGGUCUUUGAUCGGAUGCAUUUUUUUGUUUACAGGUAGAUUAGCUCAUACUUUAUGGUGAGGGUGGACUAAUAAGUGUGAUAGCUUAUGACAGGCACUUUAUACAUCGAGUUUACACACACAUAUAUAUAUAUAUAUAUAUAUAUAUAUAUAUAUGUUUGGAACUUACAAAACGAAAAGAAACCGUUUCAGAUUAAAUGGAAAAUUCUUAAGAAAUGUAAACCGUACAGCAACAUUAGCAAAAAAUGUAGUCUUUGCCUGAAUGAAAAGUUCAUAAUCAUCUGUAAAAAAGAACUGUGUGUAGCCUCAACAGAAGAAACGAAUUAGCAAGUUCAAGCCCCCACAGAAACCGAUAUGUACUUGGAAACUUUAGAGUAACGUAGCUUAAAACCCACUUAUAUCACAUUUUUUAUAACGACAGAUAAGCCCUCUUAUAUAAUGUUUUUGUUACCUAGCAACCCUUUCAACAGUUUCAUAUAACCUGAAUGUAACGUAUCUACUAUAGAAACCAUUUAAAUUUUCGCAUUUAACUGCCAGCCUUCCAAUUCCAACAGUUCAGUCGUGAAAAUUGCCUGAUGAGUGUGGUCCUUGCACCAUACGAAACAGUUGUGUAGCAAUAAAACAAUGAUUACUCGUGAAACCUGAAGUUCUGUGAAGUUAUAUAUAUAUAUAUAUAUAUAUAUAUAUAUAUAUAUAUAUAUAUAUAUAUCCCACUGCAAUCAGAAUAUACUUUAAAGGGGCGAGCAGAAAAGUAGUUGUCAUACCUUUCCCCCUCUCCCAGCAAGCACACCACCACUUCUGACGGAAUAAAUUGCAAAUACUGUAAAUCUACGUAUAUAUAUAUUUGUUUUGUUUCUCUUUUUAUCAAAUCAAGUAUCGGUUGAGUAAACUCUAUAAAGUUGGUAUAAAGUUGAAUGAAUUGAAAUUAAACUGAAAAUUAGAUUAAGUAAAAAAUUUGAAAAAAAACCCCAAAUUUGUAAAAUUGUGAAUUGAUUAAAGGCUUGAAUUCCAUUUGCAACGAAAAUCCGAUUACCAAUUUCCUGAGAAGUGAAGUCAAUUUGAGUUUUUAGGCUUACUAAAUUCUAAUAUUAAUGAUAUUUUUUUUAGGUGGAAGUGAAAGUAUCAAGUCAAGCAAAGCCAGGACAAGUAAAGAUGUACAGAGCAUAG